This is a messenger RNA of Dovyalis caffra, 246 nucleotides long. Lineage: Eukaryota; Viridiplantae; Streptophyta; Magnoliopsida; Malpighiales; Salicaceae. The record is from the annotation of a GenBank genome assembly.
AUGCCAGAGGGCUGGGAUGGUACCAUCAAAGAUCCAGAUGAAGUCCUCUAUGAGAUAUCCAAAAAGGAGGAUGAGAUGCUUUAUCAAGAAUUUGUUCAGAGGUUUAACUUCAACAAAAUGAAAUUCGCAGGAAAGGUGAAAUGCCACAAGUACAGUAGGCGGCGUCCUUCUGAGGGUUGGAACUUCACAGUGGAGAAACUGGGAAAAAAGGGAAGCGUGGAAGUGGUGGUGGUUGGAAGUUUGUAA